CUGCUCCUCUCACCUCCUCACCUCAACCCACCACGACCAUGAGCUGCUCUGGCUGUUCCGGAGGCUGUGGCUCCAACUGUGGGGGCUGUGGCUCCAGCUGCUGUGUGCCCGUGUGCUGCUGUGUGCCAGCCUGCUCCUGCUCCAGCUGUGGCUCCAGCUGUGGGGGCUGCAAGGGGGGCUGCAAGGGCUCCUGUGGGUCCUGUGGGGGCUGCAAGGGGGGCUGCAAGGGCUCCUGUGGGCCCUGUGGGUCCUGUGGGGGCUGCAAGGGCUCCUGUGGGUCCUGUGGGGGCUGCAAGGGGGGCUGCAAGGGCUCCUGUGGGCCCUGUGGGUCCUGUGGGGGCUGCAAGGGCUCCUGUGGAUCCUGUGGGGGCUGCAAGGGGGGCUGUAGCUCUUGUGGUUGCUGUCAGUCCAGCUGCUGUAAGCCCUGCUGCUGUGAGUCCAGCUGCUGUAAGCCCUGCUGCUGUGAGUCCAGCUGCUGUAAGCCCUGCAGCUGUGAGUCCAGCUGCUGUAAGCCCUGCUGCUGUCAGUCCAGCUGCUGUAAGCCCUGCUGCUGUCAGUCCAGCUGCUGUAAGCCCUGCUGCUGUCAGUCCAGCUGCUGUAAGCCCUGCUGCUGUCAGUCCAGCUGCUGUAAGCCCUGCUGCUGUGAGUCCAGCUGCUGUAAGCCCUGCUGCUGUCAGUCCAGCUGCUGCCAACCCUGCUGCGUCCCCGUGUGCUGUCAGUGCAAGAUCUGAGCCUGUCUUGUGCCCCCCAGUGCCUGUGUCCACACCCACAGCUUCAGGAGCCCUGACGUUCCCCCGUCCCCCCUGGAUCUCCACCUGCAGGUGUGGACAGACUCCCCCUCUGUCCUGUCCUUGGAGUCAUGCUCCCCCUCCUGCCCUGCACGCCACUGGUGCCGCUGCUCCUGGGCCUGGCCCAGGCUCCUCAAAGGGGCUCCCUCCAGAACUCACCCUCUUUCCUGCCCCCGGGAUACCGCCAGAUGGAAGAGACCCUGAGCCUAAGGAUACUGUGUGCCGGUUGCCAAGAGAGCUGGCCAGCCUGUGUCACCCCAUGGCCAGUUCCCAGCUACCCCCAGGCCCAGUGCUGGGACCCCUUGUGACUCCCUAAUAAAAAACCCUACCCACCCACAGUCUGUGUCAAUGAGUCUUCCUAGAGUCUGGUCAGUGUCUGGUCAGCUGCCUGCUGCCCCCGCCUGGGUGCUCUGCCCCUCCAGCAGCCCGGCCGGGCACCUGUGGGCAUUGCUGCAGGGAGGG
Erinaceus europaeus (western European hedgehog) is the source of this 1250-nucleotide messenger RNA. Its product is annotated as keratin-associated protein 5-2-like. Bases 39 to 731 code for a protein of 230 amino acids. The record is from RefSeq and is a predicted model, not a curated record. NCBI's taxonomy places the organism in Eukaryota, Metazoa, Chordata, Mammalia, Eulipotyphla, Erinaceidae. The transcript has a single exon. Gene Ontology annotation, cellular component: keratin filament.